This is a messenger RNA of Cydia strobilella, 1187 nucleotides long. Its product is annotated as neurofilament medium polypeptide-like. The transcript has 6 exons. The record is from RefSeq and is a predicted model, not a curated record. NCBI's taxonomy places the organism in Eukaryota, Metazoa, Arthropoda, Insecta, Lepidoptera, Tortricidae. Gene Ontology annotation, biological process: proton motive force-driven ATP synthesis. The coding region runs from base 98 to 1135 and encodes 345 amino acids. Gene Ontology annotation, molecular function: proton transmembrane transporter activity.
CACCUUUGCCACUGUCAACAAAAAUACACCAAUCACACAUCAAAUGGCAGUCCCAUAGUUUUUAUUAAAAUCCGGUACGCCUCACAACUAAAUUGUUAUGGCCAGACCAAUGCGAAUCGCCCUGGAUUUAGCCCUAAAUGUAUGCGAAUCCGCAAAACCAUGUGUCUCCCAAGCAUGGCAAUACGCCAAAGUAGAAAUGGUACCACCAAUGACACAAGGUUUUUUUCGAGGAAUCGGCGGAAAAACUAUAGAACAUUUUGCAGCUGCUGUCGGUAAUGCUAUGAUUUCGUUUCUGCGAUCAUCAGUAACUGCUAUUGACGCUGCUGCCGCUCAAAGGAAGAAAGCUUUAGAAGAGGCACUUAAGGCCAAGCAAGAAAAAGCUGCCGCUGAAGCUAAACUAGCGGCAGAAGAAAAGGCCAAAGCUUUAGCUGCUGAAAAAGCAAAACAAGCUGAAGCAGCAAAAGCUCAUGCAGUAAAAGCAAAACCUGCUGAAGAAAAAACCAAGCCUAAAUCAGCUGAACCUGCAAAAACUGAUUCUAAAGCAGCAUCCGCAGCUAAAGCUGCUCCAAAACCAGACCCAAAAAAACCUGAGGCCAAAAACCCUGAGGCUAAAAAGCCUGAAGCCAAAAAACCUGAGGCUAAGAAGCCAGAUCCACCGAAGGAUAAGAAACUUUUAAAACGUUUAAAAAUAAAUAAAUCCGUCACCGUUGCAAUAGGUAUGUCUGCACACGCGAAAUCAAUAGUCGGAUCAUUUCGAAACCGCAUGCAAAUCGUUUAUGAACUAGCAGAAGUCUACAAGGGUGAAGCCUUAAGAAACAGAAAAUUAAGCCAACUUAUGGAGGUUAUUAAAGAGAAGGCGGAGCGAGCGGCGAAGUCAGAGCUGGCAGCAAAGAUGCGGGUUGCCAAAGGAUAUUACACGUUAGAAAUGGCACCCCCGGCAUCUAAAGGUGAACUGAAGAAACUCAAAGAGGAGAUCAAUAUGGCUAGAGAGUUUAUAAGUUCUAAAGGACACAAAGACCUCACUGUAAAGCAAGCUUGGCUUUUGCUUCUCGUCGGAAUCGAAGUUGGAUUGUGGUUCUUCUUGGGCGAAACUAUUGGCAAGUUCCACAUCGUUGGUUAUAAAGUGUGCCCUUAACUCAGUAAGGUACUGAGUUGACUAUUUUCUUCAAAAUUCAGUCCAGAAGCUA